Acanthopagrus latus (yellowfin seabream) is the source of this 1724-nucleotide messenger RNA. RefSeq names its product zinc finger protein OZF-like. Bases 124 to 1407 code for a protein of 427 amino acids. Gene Ontology annotation, molecular function: DNA-binding transcription factor activity, RNA polymerase II-specific; RNA polymerase II cis-regulatory region sequence-specific DNA binding. The transcript is spliced from 2 exons. Lineage: Eukaryota; Metazoa; Chordata; Actinopteri; Spariformes; Sparidae. Gene Ontology annotation, cellular component: transcription regulator complex; PcG protein complex. The record is from RefSeq and is a predicted model, not a curated record. Gene Ontology annotation, biological process: regulation of transcription by RNA polymerase II.
CGUGACACCCAGCGGAAGUGAACAGUAGCAGCUAGCAGCAUUAGCUGGCUGUGUGUAAUGAAUGAAGUGAAGACGGUACUGAGUCACAGCGCAGCUCAUUAUUGAACGAGUAAUUAAAGAAGAAUGAGUUCAUUUGAGAGUUUGAGAGAGUUUGUCAACGAGCGACUAACUGCUGCUGCUGAAGAAAUAUUCAGAGUUUUUAAAACAACUAUCGUCCAGUACGAGGAAGAGAUCGAUCGGCAGCGCGUCAUGCUGGAUAUCUGCUGGAAACCCCAAGUAAAGUUACACAGGAUAGAGCUCCCACAGCAACAUGUCUGUAAGGAGGAGGAGGUUCUGGCUGACCAGCAGCUCUGUAACCAGGAGAGGAACUCCAGUCUGGACCAAGAGGACCCAGAGCCUCCAGAGAUUAAAGAGGAACAGGAGGAACUCUGCACCAGUCGGGAGGGAGAGCAGCUUGUACUGAAGGUGGAGACGGAAACCGCCAUGUUGACUCCAGCUUAUGAGGAAAGUGACCACAGUGAAGCAGAACCAACAAGUGACCACCAGCUCCUCUCUAACAACUCUCAUGGAGCUGAGAGCCGAGACCAGAAAGGAGGAAAACAUGGAGACUCGGGAUCAGCUGGAGAUGGAGAGCAGAAGGAAAAGAAAAGACAUCACGGAAGCAAAAGUCACAGUGAUUAUGGAAAAAACUCAUCAGACAUUCAACAUAACACUCACCCAGGUGAAAAGUCUUUCGACAGGGACACAUGUGGAAAGACUUUUAAGUUUAAGUCGUUGUUGAAUAGACGCAUGAGAAUCCACACAGGUGAGAAACCGUUUACUUGCAAAACAUGUGGCAAAGUUUUCAGCCAACGUACACGCAUAGCGGACCACAUGAGAACUCACACAGGUGAGAAACCUUUUACCUGUGAAAUAUGUGGGGAGGCUUUCGGGAGUCGUACUGCAUUGAUUUAUCAUGUGAGAAUCCACACAGGUGAGAAGCCGUUUACUUGCAACACAUGUGGGAAGACUUUCAGGUCUUGUGGUGACUUAAAAAAACACAUGAGAAUCCACACAGGUGAGAAACCGUAUUCUUGCAACACAUGUGGGAAGACUUUCACACUAAAAUGUAACUUAAAGGUUCACUUGAGAAUCCACACAGGUGAGAGGCCACAUUCCUGCCAAACAUGUGGAAAAACAUUCUCUGAAUCAUCUACUUUGAAAAUGCAUAUGAGAAUCCACACAGGUGAGAAGCCGUAUUCUUGUCAGACAUGUGGGAAGACUUUCAGGCAUCAGAGUUCCUUACAACCUCACAUUAGAAUCCACACAGGUGAGAAGCCGUAUUCUUGUCAGACAUGUGGGAAAACAUUACGUGACUCAUCUAGUUUGAAAAGGCACAUGAGAACUCACACAGGUGAGAAACCAUAGUUUUGCCUGUAGAAUUUUUUUCAGAUCAGUCUGCUCUGACAAGACAUCUGAUGACACGUACAGGAGAGUAGCCUUGUAUUUGCAAAAUAUGUUGGAGGUGGUUCAGUUCUAGUGUUUCAUGCAUAAUUGCAGAACUUUAACUUUAAAUGAGCUACUUGAAGAAUCCUCAGAGGAUCAAUAUACACAGGAGAAAUGAUGAGCUGAUGCUGAAUGUGAACAAUUUCCCCUUGAGAAGAUUUCAAAAUAUGUUUGUGUCUAUCUUCAUGCUGAUUUGCCAUAUUUAUUAAUAUGAUGAUUAAAAAGUCGAGUUAAUCGCU